UUUCUAAGCUUAUCAAGAACUUAAUGUAUUUAGACAAGUUCUUUAGAUGAAUCAACAUAGCAAAAGAUAUUAAUUUUGGAAUCAACCUAAAAAAGAAAAAAUAUUCAUUUUGAGAAAGAAGCAGCAAGAAGAGCAAGUAUAAAAAAGUGAGAGGGAAAUGGAUAAAGGGCAGGUUUCAAGUAAGGGUAGUAUUGGUGGUUGUUGGAAGAUGAGUAGAAGUAGAAGCAGAAGCAGGUGUUGGUUAGUUGGGAUCUUGAUUUUGGUAGUGAGAGUGUUGGGAGGAAAUGGGUACCCAUCUGAGGAUCUGGUGGUCAACCUUCCUGGACAACCCAAAGUUGACUUCAACCAAUAUGCUGGCUAUGUUGAUAUUGAUUCCAACCAUGGAAGAAGCCUCUUCUACUAUUUUGUUGAAGCUGCUUUUCAUCCUCACAAUAAGCCCCUCACUCUUUGGCUCAAUGGAGGUCCAGGGUGUUCUUCCAUUGGAGGAGGUGCAUUUACUGAAUUGGGACCCUUUUUCCCUAAAGGAGAUGGACGUGGUCUAAGAAGAAAUUCCAAGUCAUGGAACAAAGCAUCCAACCUUCUGUUUGUGGAGUCUCCUGCUGGAGUUGGUUGGUCAUACUCAAAUACAACUUCAGAUUAUAAUGCUGGGGAUGCGUCCACCGCCAAUGAUAUGUAUUUGUUCAUGCUGAAAUGGUACGAGAAGUUCCCAUCAUACAGAUCAAGAGAGCUGUUCCUCACAGGAGAAAGCUAUGCAGGACACUACAUACCACAGUUAACUAAUGCUCUACUGGAUCAUAAUGCUCGUUCGACUGGUUUCAAAUUCAACAUUAAAGGGGUUGCUAUUGGAAACCCACUUCUAAGACUUGAUCGCGAUAUACCAGCAACAUACGAAUACUUUUGGUCCCAUGGAAUGAUUUCAGAUGAAGUUGGACUUGCUAUUAUGAAUGACUGCGACUUCGAUGAUUAUGUGUACGAAAAUCCUCACAAUAUUUCUCAUUCAUGCACCAACGCCAUACGCGAAGCGAAUAGUAUAGUGGGAGAUUAUAUAAAUAACUAUGAUGUGAUUCUUGAUGUUUGUUAUCCAUCCAUUGUGGAACAAGAGUUGAGAUUGAAGAAAAUGGCUACGAAAAUAAGUGUAGGUGUUGAUGUCUGUAUGAGUUUCGAAAGGCGAUUUUACUUCAACCUUCCUGAGGUUCAGAAGGCCCUCCAUGCAAAUCGCACCAAACUUCCUUAUAGCUGGUCCAUGUGUAGUCAAGUUCUAAACUAUAGCGAAACUGAUGGUAACAUCAACAUCCUUCCAAUUCUCAAAAGGAUAGUUCAAAACCAUAUCCCAAUAUGGAUUUUCAGUGGCGACCAAGAUUCGGUUGUGCCGUUGUUGGGAUCUCGAACGCUAAUUCGUGAGCUGGCUCACGAAUUACACAUGAAGGUUACAGUUCCUUAUGGAGCUUGGUUCCACAAAGGCCAGGUUGGAGGUUGGGUGACAGAAUAUGGGAAUUCGUUGACUUUUGCAACUGUAAGAGGAGCUGCUCACAUGGUUCCUUACUCACAACCUUCAAGAGCAUUGCUUUUAUUCACUUCAUUUCUGCGUGCUACCAGGUUGCCAAAUACCACGGGUCCUUCCAUUCAUCAUUAAGGACAUCAAAUUACUAAUUUCUUCUUCUUUGGGGCCUCAAAUUUGCCCAUAACUUACAAGACAAAAUAUAUUACUCUUAAGUUGAACCACCCUCAUAACUAGUUGGUUCUUAUAAUUCUUUUUAAUUUAAAUGCAAAUGAAAAAAAUAUUUUAAUCCU
Molecule: messenger RNA, 1791 nt
Organism: Arachis duranensis
Lineage: Eukaryota; Viridiplantae; Streptophyta; Magnoliopsida; Fabales; Fabaceae
Product: serine carboxypeptidase-like 42
Exons: 10
Coding region: 158-1633 (491 amino acids)
Biological process (GO): proteolysis
Molecular function (GO): serine-type carboxypeptidase activity
Source: RefSeq, a predicted model, not a curated record